AUGUGGACUGUCUUCUCUCGCUGCGCCGAAUCUCUACCCCAGGGCCGGAGACUCGAGAACCUUAGCUGGCGCCUCUGGCAAAAGGAACAGCUUUUGGAGAAAGAGCGAGAAGAAACUCUGGCCGCCGCAAACGCAAACACCAGCACAACCACUCCCACCUCUUCAGUCCCUCAGGCGAUUCCCCAGGACGCUCGCCUCAACGACCUCCCUCAACUUUCGGGUAGUGUCGAAUCGAUUGCCGACGAAGAAGCCGUCGAGUUCACGUCGGUGUCUGCACCAAUCGAUCUCGCCCGCCCCGCCAUCAAGCGCGAGGACUCGUCCACCAGCCACCGCAGCAGGCGUGAUCGUCGCACAAGCUCCGACGAUUUCGAAAAGAUGAUCAUCUCCAUCGUCAAGGACGAGACCCCUCUGUCGGCACCAUCGCAACAUUCGUGCGAGAUCAAGUCGGCGCUCCCGGCUAACCAGAUGAUACAGCGAUCGGGUUCGACCACUACCGAGUCCCAAUCGCCGUCCAAGAGUUCGGAUCUCCACUCUGAAGAGUCCCACCCCUCACCCGACAUGCAGCCACGCACCAUCGUUCGCGGUUUCUCCCCCUCCCAACAACCAAUCCCUCGAUCAUCGCCCCGAGCAUCUUCCAUCCGUCAGCACAACCUCAAUUCCGCUGCCAACGUGCCCACCUCGACACCGGCAGCCAACAUGUUGACUGGUGCUGGCAAGCCCAAGGCCGCUUUCGCACUUGGUGGGGCGUCGUAUUCCUCCAGCGAAGCGGGACAGAGCGUCGAGUCCCGGCAACCCGCGCCAGCCACCGUUGCCUUCAAGAAGAGCGCCGCUUUCAAGCUUGGUGGAUCAUCCGAGGAUGAUGACUCUGGUUCACUCAGAAGCGCUUUGGCCAGGCAGAAGCGCAACCCGAGCCUCGCAUCACACAAGAAGCAGGCGUCCUUCAGCAACCACGUUACGACUCUGGGGCCCGCCUACAACGACCAAUACGAUAAUGCCAUCGCCGACAGCGACGACUCCGAGGGCGAGUACGACGAAGAGGAUUCGGAAGCCGACUGGGAAGACUCAGUUGAGGACAGCGGCAAGUCCAGCGUCGACGACAUCUCCUUCCAACGCGUCGACUCCAAGAUUCAUCUUCCCUCGACCCGUUCCCUCCUUGCUUUGAAGCUAGCCGAGCAAGAUACCCGUGCAGCUAAGAUUGGCGGCUACGGUUCCCAGUCCACCUCGGCCCUGCACCAAGGACGGCGCGAGUCGAGUCUGUCAAGGUCGCCGAACGACUCCGACGACGCUCCCUUGACCAUGCGCAGUGGGCGGCAGCAGCUGCAAUCCAUCAAGGAGGUCCCUCGCUCGGGCAUUGCCACGGGCUUGGCCCAGGGCGUUGACAACCCCACCACGAUCAAGCGCAACAUGUUGUCGCGCGAGCUGCCCGACCACCUUCGCCGCGAUAUUGUCCACGCUCGAAGGCAGCUCAACUCGACCGCCGAGGCUGCUCAGAACUUCCGCGAGAAUAUCAACAAUACGUCUCUCAAACGCCACCACACCUCGCACGACCUCCCCAAUCUCAAGGCCUAUCCCGAUGUGUCUUCAGCCAGCAACCUGAAGUUUACUGACGAUUUCGCACCCCGCGAGCUCGGCUACAACGAGCGUGGUUGGUGA
Emericellopsis cladophorae is the source of this 1653-nucleotide messenger RNA. RefSeq lists its product as uncharacterized. The transcript has a single exon. The record is from RefSeq and is a predicted model, not a curated record. Gene Ontology annotation, cellular component: cytoplasm. The coding region runs from base 1 to 1653 and encodes 550 amino acids. Gene Ontology annotation, biological process: mitochondria-nucleus signaling pathway; regulation of nitrogen utilization; negative regulation of transcription by RNA polymerase II. NCBI's taxonomy places the organism in Eukaryota, Fungi, Ascomycota, Sordariomycetes, Hypocreales, Bionectriaceae.